CGUUGGCUGUGGAAAGGGGGGGAGCUGGGGGGGACUGGCACCUCUGGGCCCUGAGGGGCCUCGGGGCCCCCCCCGUCGUCCCUGGCCCAGGGGGUCAGCAGGCCUGGGGGGCCCUGCUGCACCUCUGCCCUGCCCAGCCUCCCCCUGGUCCCCCUGGGCCCAGCCCGGCCCCCACGGCCUCCAGGUGCCCCCCAGUGCCAGUCCCUGGGUGCCCCCCCAUGGCCAUGGCGUCGCCCCCGGCGCCCCCCGCCAAGAAGCGGAAGAUGAACUUCUCGGAGCGGGAGGUGGAGAUCAUCGUGGAGGAGCUUGAGCGGGGCAAGCACCUCCUCAUCAACCACUUCAACGCCGGCGUGCCGCUGGCCGCCAAGGCCGCAGCCUGGCACGACAUCCUGCGCCGCGUCAACGCCGUCGCCACCUGCCACCGCGAGCUCCCCGAGGUCAAGAAGAAGUGGUCCGACCUCAAGACCGAGGUGCGGCGCAAAGUGGCCCAAGUCCGAGCUGCCAUGGAAGGAGGCGAGAGCCAGAACGGCAACGGCAACGGGCCAGAGAGUGAAGACCCGACGGGCGCCGCUACCACCCCGGUCAUCCUCACCCCCAUGCAGCAACGCAUCUGCAACCUGCUGGGAGAAGCCACCAUCAUCAGUUUGCCGAGUGGGGACUGCAGUGCAAGUGACGGUACCGAGAUACCCAUCACCGCUUCUGCCACCACUGUCACCCUGACCCAGAUUCCUGCAGAGACAACCUACCACAGUCUAGAGGAUGGAGUUGUGGAGUACUGCACUACAGAAGCCCCCACGACAGUUACUGCUGAAGCACCCUUGGAGAUGAUGGCACAUCAACACGAAGUGUCUGCAAAGCCUCAGGAGCUGAAAAGCCGAAUUGCCCUGAACUCAGCCAAGCUCUUGCAGGAGCAGCGAGUGACCAACUUGCAUGUGAAGGAGAUAGCCCAGCACCUGGAGCAGCAGAAUGACUUGCUUCAGAUGAUUCGUCGUUCUCAGGAGGUGCAGGCGUGCGCACAGGAGCGACAGGCACAAGCGAUGGAAGGAACACAGGCUGCACUGAGUGCCCUCAUCCAGGUCCUCCGCCCCAUGAUUAAGGACUUCCGUCGAUUUUUGCAGAGCAAUACACCCAGUCCUUCCGUGACUGCUGACCCCAGCCAGACUGGGCAGCAAGAUGGCAUUAUCCAGUGAAAGAAACACUGAUGGGACUUCUUUUCUGGAAAAACUGCCUGUGCUGCUGUUGGACACAUGGAGUCAAGGGAUGAUAGCUCUUGUCAAUGUGAAAUGGCUCGCCUUAGACUCUUAAUACUGAGCCUAAACAGCUUUCUAUCUCUGCUAAUCUUAUGCUAAUCUGCCUUUUCAGAUUCAUCAUACAGAGUGGUAGCAGAAUGUGUAAUAAACCAGGAACUUAAUGUUGAUUGCUUUAGUUCCUCAAAAAAUAGAUUUAUAAAAAAAGACAAAUAUUUUUUUAUUUCUGUUUGAAAAAAACUCUCCUAAAAGUGACACCUCUCUCUUUCUCUCUCAAGAUCUGUAGCCUUUAAGUGACUUCUAAUGUGGAGAGUCUUGUUAUAUCCCAGUGUGGAAGCUGCCAAGGUACAGUUAACAUAAACUGUAGCGCAGGGUAAUUAAUGCAUUUCUGUCUCUUGCUGAAAGCAUUUACUGCAAUGUGGUACCUGAGGUGGAGCAACCUUCUCUCUUUGCUAAGAGUUUGUGGAUACUGCUCUUGGAGCAUGAAAUCCGGCCCACGCAGAAGACCAGCACCAAGCUUAUAUACAGUUUAAAUCCCAUCCACAUCCCCUGAGGGUAUAAAUGAGAUUAAAUUAGUGCAUACACCUCAUGUUCUGUCUGUGUGCAGUGAUAAAAUUUCACUUUAAACUUAACAGAGGUGCUGAAAAAUUCUUCUCUUUGCUCCCUAGAUACUCUCCUGGGAUAUGCAUUGGAAAUAAUGUAUUAGCUGUCUCAGCAUAGUUAAUAGACAAGAACAUGUAUGAAUUUCAUUCAGGUGGGUUUACAGGUGAGACUCCACCUCUAUCUCAUGCUAGGCCUGCAUAGUUGGUCAUCUCUAAUAACUUAAUCCAUCAAAGUGAACCUGGACUACGGAGCUUCAGCCAAGCAGUAAUUCCCAGCAACCUUUAUUUAGGAGUUUGAGUGGAUUUUUGGAGCAUUACUUUGUUUUGCUGGGGUGGGAAGGGUGUCCGUUUUGUACUUUUUAGGAGCCAAAAGCAAGUUUAGCAGUUCUUAAUUAGUCCUGCUGGAUGACUUUGGUUUGCAUUCUGAGAAACGGGCCUGGGAUUCGCCUCACCUAUUUUCUUACCAUUAUAUUGGAAAAUAACAUUUGCAGCCACUUCUCUCUCUGAUGUGUUCAAGCUAUUAGGCUUGAUCCUAAAUAAGAAAGGAUAAUUUCAUAGGGUGGUAAAUGUGAUUGCUAUAGACUUGCAGUGACUUUGUAAACUUUAAAACAAGGUGAUUUUAGAUGAUGAGCUCCACUUGUAUGUGCAUGGAAGCAGACUUCAAAAAAAAAGGGAAGAAAAAAACAUAGCUCUUUUCUCCCCAUGCCUUGCAAAGUAUGUCAUGCUUAUGGGCUUAUUGCUUGCCAAGUGUUCCUUUUGGAAUGGAACUUUUUUAGAGCUGGUAUCUGCUUGCUGUUAAAUCUUGAGGACUGAGGAGAUGGUGAACAAAGACUGAUGAGGGAUUGAAUUUGCACAAUCAAAUUAUAAACAUUACAUAACCCUUUAUGGUGGAAUACUGAUGGGAGACCCCUGGUUAGAGCAGCAGGUGAACUGGCUGUCGCUGCCUGUCUCUGGCCAGCACUAAUCUCCUCUCCUCUGCAAGUCUUGACUCCUGAUGGAGGAAUGAAGAACAACGCGGUUGACCUGUGGAAGACUCCUGACCCUCUCCCGCUGACAUCUCUGUGCUGAGUCAGGACAGCAUCAGCUGCGUCUUCCCACCUUCUCUGGCAUUCAGUCGCAUGAGUAAAGCUUGCCUGACUCUCAGACUUUAUGGAAUUAAAUCAAUUGCUCAAUUGAAAUUUAUUUUUAAAGCUGAAAACUAUGUCAUAUGUUUUGUUUUACCUCAUUUGUGUAAUGAACUCUCCUUUACAAAUAUGAAUUUUAAUAAAAAUUUACAUUUUUGGUAAA
This is a messenger RNA of Rhea pennata, 3136 nucleotides long. It is a transcript of the gene NAIF1, whose product is annotated as nuclear apoptosis inducing factor 1. The coding region runs from base 219 to 1190 and encodes 323 amino acids. Lineage: Eukaryota; Metazoa; Chordata; Aves; Rheiformes; Rheidae. Gene Ontology annotation, cellular component: nucleus. The transcript has 2 exons. The record is from RefSeq and is a predicted model, not a curated record.